GGCAUUGUGGGUAAAAAAAAUGGCCUGACUUGUGUAAGGUGUUCAAAUCAGUCGGGUUCAACCCUCUUACCGGUGUGUGGCCUUAGGUCACCCGGCCCAACGUUGACUCCUCCCCGCUGUGAUGCUGCGGAUCACUCGCCUCGCAACUUGCGGGGGGCUCGCGGUAUACUCAGCCGGAAUGUGCGGUCGGAGGAGCGGCCUGACUUUGCCACGGUGUCCUGCGCGGGCAUUCUACCGGCAGAUGCCAGGCUACAGGACGCACGACUUCACUAGGCUCAGAACGUUUUGCUCACAGUCCAGGGGCGACGUCCCGGAGGGUGGGAACUCCGACCGUAAGGCCGACGUCUCGGUGGUGGGCAUCCCCGAUCCGAUCACAUGGAUUCGGUGUAACGUGCACCUGUUCCUUGUUGAUCUCUACUAUGACCUGGGUGUCAAUUCGAAAGACUUUGAAAGAGGAGUAAAGCAGGCGUUUGUGCACAUCUCAAGCGUGAUGUCCCAAGGAAAAUACUUCGAACUCAUCGGCAUGGUUUCCGUUGAGAUGAUCCGCUACAUGGAAGAGCGGUGUCGGCCCCUGUCUGAGCGUCACAGGCAAAAUCUGGCAGUCUCCAUGGAAGACAUCAUAUUGGUGUUACCGGAGGAGGUUUCCGUUGACUUUGUGCAAGGUAGAAAGUUUUGCACGAUCGCCAUGAGGCUUUGGUAUCUGACAACGCCGGACGGACCCGAUGACCCUGAAGCCGUCAAAAUAUUCCGAGUGGCCCCCGGAGCGGACGGCUUCCCGCCAAAAAGAGUUGCCACGGCCGUCUAUGAAUUCCAUUGUGAAAUCAUAAAAGGAGGAUCUGAAGAUUGGAUAGUGACCACCGUUUGGCACUGGAACUGGAACGCAAAUGACUGAAUGGAUUUAAAUCUUUUUCAAAAAGUGGACGCGCCACGUACAAAUGCCUUCAAAGCCCUUUGAAUUCACUCUUAUUUAUAGUAUCCCAUUAUUUUGUAAAUUUAUUUCAAACUUUUAACAGUUGCAACAUCUUUUUUUGGUUUUGCACAGUAAAAAUGCACAAAUUCAAUAGUUGUCAUGUCAUUUUUGUCUGUACCAUCUGGGCUUUCUUUUUUAAAGGGAACCAUGGACUGAAAGACUUGUGUUCUUAAAAGAUAAAUGUUAGUAUGAGUUAUAAGAAUUUGAUAUUUAAACCCUUCAAUGUUUUUGUUUUUAUAAGAUUUGAAAAAUUAGUUUAACUAGUAGAUCGCCAUUGUUGUUGACGACGCAAUGCACUCUGGGCGCUGACGUCACUGGGCAGCGCUGCCGUAUUUCCACAGUGUCACUCAUUAGCUACAUAAACAUGUCGUCGCUUAUGCCCUUCCAAUUCGAACCCGAGCAGAAAAGUGAUGAGCAGGAGAGAGCUGCUGAUAUUUCACAAAACAAGCAGCAAAAGCAUUGAAUGAAAGUCUCCGGCGGGAUUCAAACCCGCGUUUCCCGUGCGACAGACGAGCACAUAGACCACAGGACUAUUCUUCCGCGUGACGUUCAGACUCAUGAUUUUCCUUAUGAAGGAAACGCAACCCACAUGUGACACACACACACACACACUGUAGGUAAAACCUGAAAGGGAAACGCAAUUGAAAAGAAAGUUCGGCUCGCUUGAUCACGGCAAGCCGCCUAGGAUCGGUUUUAAAAUACUGCUUAAUGAGCUGGAAUUGGAUGCAGGUACAACUACGGGAACUCAUCCCACAUCUCUGUAACAAAAUGAUCUGACCAGCAGCAGAAUGUGACAAAAUCAUCCCAGUCGUCAUAGUAGCUUCGCUUGCUAGCUAGCACCGCUAUACUCCCAGCAGCGUCAUCACCCUCAGCGUGCAUUUGGCGCUUGAAACAUGGCGCCCUCCGUAGGUCAAAACUAUUAUCGAUUUUUAAAUCAAUGGCUAUAUUAUAUGUGUUUCCAAUAACAUAUUUUAGUAAAAGAGAACAAUUGAGGCUUAUUAGAGCCUACAAGUCUUUAAGUCUGAGGUUCCCUUUAAGCAUCACUGGUCUUUUGUUACUAUCUCAAAUAGUGAAAUGUAUGCUAACCCCUUGAUGCAAUAAAUUAAUUUUAUCCAUCCACUUCUCCCAUAGAAAUGUAUUUCUAAAAUGGUUAACAUUUAUUGAAAUUUAUGUAAUAGAGCUCAGUUUUGAUUGAGCAUACUUACACUUCUGUUUAAUAUGUUUAUUUGCUAUUAUAACAAAAGCAAGUUGACCAAAAAGUUAAGAUGAUGUAUUUCAGAUUAAGAAAAACAUCUUUUUAGAUAAUAUUCCUAAGCAAAAAAAGCCAUGACAACAGUUACAGAUCCUGUAAAAUCAAAAUUAAAAUCAACAAUUUCAUACACAUAAGUGUUAACAAGCAUUCAAAAUUUUCAAAAUUUAACAAUUUCACAUGCGAGUGUUUUUAACAAGCCUGCCAAAUUUCAAUUUAAAAAAUGGUUGAGUAUAUGUAAUAACGCCUUCACGCGAUGUCGGAAUUAUUGUAAAUACCACACACCCACUCAAGUCGUAUUUUCUACUGGACAACUAGGAUUUUAUUAUUAACCCCAAUUUCUGAGACGUGAGGACUUUUUUCAAGAUGGCGGAGCGUGAACAAGAAUUUGUGUAUAUGUAUAUAUAUUUUUUCUUUUUAAGGAAGAUUUGUCAUCCAUUUGCAGAUUAUGUUGACAUCGGCAAAAUAAGGUACUGUACAUACUUAUAAAACCAUUUUUUAAUACAAUUAUUUUUUUUAACCAAGUGUUUGUUAUAAUAUUUGGGUACAAAUUUACCAUUUACUGUACUCUUCUUGUAGUAGAUGAAUUAAAAGGUCUACAUCAGUUUUGCCCAUGCAACACAUAAAAAUGAAGUCCAUCUCUUAUGUAUUUUUGCUAUGACAACAAAAGCACAUGAACAGGAUGUACUCUUAAGUGUGUUUGAUCAUCUGUAAA
Molecule: messenger RNA, 2934 nt
Organism: Corythoichthys intestinalis (scribbled pipefish)
Lineage: Eukaryota; Metazoa; Chordata; Actinopteri; Syngnathiformes; Syngnathidae
Exons: 5
Coding region: 122-892 (256 amino acids)
Biological process (GO): protein insertion into mitochondrial inner membrane from matrix
Cellular component (GO): mitochondrial inner membrane
Molecular function (GO): ribosome binding
Source: RefSeq, a predicted model, not a curated record